Molecule: messenger RNA, 2195 nt
Organism: Brassica rapa (field mustard)
Lineage: Eukaryota; Viridiplantae; Streptophyta; Magnoliopsida; Brassicales; Brassicaceae
Product: putative cyclin-B3-1
Biological process (GO): mitotic cell cycle phase transition
Molecular function (GO): cyclin-dependent protein serine/threonine kinase regulator activity
Source: RefSeq, a predicted model, not a curated record
UUACGGUUAUGUCGCAGAUUGAUGGGCCUUAUUGGGCCGCGGGUAAGAGAGUUAUAAGGUCCGAAAGUUACGGAUACUCACCUUUUUCGAGACGGAUAACGAGUAUCAGAUAGCCCAUAAUGCAGGGGUAUAAUCGUAAAUCUUUUUAAAGCUAUAUUUCAAAAUUCGAAGGAGCGGCGUCACUCACUGUUUCUCUCUCUCUCGCGUUGAGUCUGAAUAAACGGAAGAUCUGGAGAUUGAAGGACAAUGGCGUUCGCGAAGGCACCACGACUAGGUAAAGAUGACACCCUUGGGAACCGAGUAUGGACCAGGAGUUUCAAAGUGUAUUCCGAUACACAGAAGACUGAUCCAGCUUGUAAAGUAGGUGCUGCACACAAGACUCGUGUCCCUUUGAGGAGAAAAUCUGUGACAAUUAGCAGUGGAGCAACUUCUAACACAAACAAUAUGAAGAAGGGAACUUCAAGAGUCACGGGCCAGAACAAAAGCAGUAAUGAAAAUUCUGAGAAAUAUACUAAGGUCACAAGAAAGGCAUUGGCUGAUUUGAGUAAUCUUGGUGGGAACACUUUAAGGCCAGCGCUUUCUGGCAGCAGUACCAUGAAAUGGAAGGGUGUAAAAUGUGAAAAUCCGCAAAGAAAAUUACCAUCUCUAAAAAGAACAAGCCUCACAGACAAGAACACAAAGAAGGACAAUGUCUCAAGCUUAGAUUCAAAACAACUGGGUCAGGGUCCAGCUAGUAAAGUCAGCAACAAAGUCCUCCCGCAGAUAAGCAGUGCCAGAAGCUUUACCUCGAAAACUCGGACAAGUAUCGGCUCUAUACCCUCGGACCGCACCAACCAGAGUAAGAAUAACGUUCGUAUCGCAAGGAAAUCUAUCAAGAUCCAGACAUCUGUGAAGACCUCGCUGCAAAACCGUAGUCCUCUUAAGAAGCCCCCGGUCGGUAGAAGUAAAUCACAAUCUAUUCUUUCAGUCCCUUCUCCUGUAGAAGCUGCAUCGGAACUGUCAAUUCCGGAACAGGUUGAAACAGAAGGUCUCAAAGAAGAUACUCACGGAGAGAGUUCAUCUGAUGUAAAAACAGACUCAGCUACGAAAGUGUUGGAUGUUACAGCGAGACCAAAAUCAAAACGUAGAAAGUCUUUCACAUCUCUACUAGUGACUGGAUCGAAGAAAAAUGAUGAGACUGCACAGCAAGAAAAACUUCCAAACAUUGAUGAUGAAUCCAAUCAGCUAGAAGUUGCAGAAUACGUGGACGACAUAUAUCAGUUCUAUUGGACUGCUGAGGCUUUAAAUCCAGCUUUGGGAUACUACUUGUCAACUCAGACAAAAGUUAGUCCUGUUACGCGUGGAAUUUUGAUAAAUUGGCUUAUCGAAGUUCAUUCCAAAUUUGAUCUGAUGCAUGAGACUCUCUACCUCACAAUGAAUUUAUUGGAUCGCUACCUCUCCCAAGUUCCAGUACAAAAAAAUGAGAUGCAAUUGAUUGGUCUUACUGCGCUAUUACUAGCAUCUAAAUACGAGGACUAUUGGCAUCCUAGGAUCAAAGACUUGAUUAGCAUCUCCGCAGAAACUUACACAAGAGAACAAAUCCUGGGAAUGGAGAGGAUUAUGCUCAAACAGUUAAAGUUCCGUUUGAAUGAAGCGACCCCUUACGUUUUCAUGUUGAGGUUCCUAAAAGCUGCUCAAUCAAACAAGAAGCUUCAACAACUCUCCUUCUACCUAAUAGAGCUGUGCUUGGUUGAGUAUGAAGCCUUGAAGUUCAAGCCUUCGUUGCUCUGCGCAUCAGCCAUCUAUGUAGCCCGCUGCACUUUACAUAUGACACCAGUAUGGACCGCGCUUCUAAACAGCCAUACCCACUACAAUGUCUCCCAAAUGAAGGAUUGUUCUGACAUGAUCCUAAAGUUCCAUAAAGCUGCGAAGACAGGAAAACUGAGGGUCACUUAUGACAAGUACAUGAAAUCAGAACUAAGUAACGUCGCAGUCUUGAAACCCUUGGACAAGCUUCCUCUCUAAACCAAUCUAAAGGGAGAUACAUAGGCUCUAGCCAGAUUUCAAAACAAAACUCAGGCUAAUGGUGAUUCUUGAUUAGGUGUAUGUUGUUUUGCUGUGUGCUUCUAUUAUUUCAAAUGAUCACAAAGACAAAACUCCAAUGUAGUGACAAAGUUGUAUAAAGCUUCUGCAAUGACAUUACAUUUUUAUGUUUC